This is a messenger RNA of Pipistrellus nathusii (Nathusius's pipistrelle), 429 nucleotides long. NCBI's taxonomy places the organism in Eukaryota, Metazoa, Chordata, Mammalia, Chiroptera, Vespertilionidae. The record is from the annotation of a GenBank genome assembly.
AUGGGUGACAAGCCCCCUGGGUUCCGGGGCUCCAGGGAUUGGAUCGGCUGUGUAGAGGCCAGCCUCUGCCUAGAGUACUUCAAAGGACCCCAGGGGCGCCUCUGCCACGUUCCCCGUGGAGCUGGGCUUCAGGGGGAGCUGGAGAGACUUCACUCCCACUUCGCAGGAGGCGGAGGGCCUGUAAUGGUUGGGGGGGAUGCGGAUGCGCAGUCUAAGGCCUUGCUGGGAGUCUGUCUGGGGCCAGGCACCAAAGCUUUCGUCCUGGUAUUGGACCCUCACUGCUGGGGUGCUCCAAAAACCCCCACUGAACUACAGAUUGCUGGUUGGGUGGGCUGGCGAGAGGUGAGCACAACAUUUGACUCCAACUCCUUCUACAACAUGUGUUUGACCAGCUGUAACUCAGAAAAGCAGCUGCCUACCCAGGACUGA